Molecule: messenger RNA, 1239 nt
Organism: Mesorhabditis spiculigera
Lineage: Eukaryota; Metazoa; Nematoda; Chromadorea; Rhabditida; Rhabditidae
Source: the annotation of a GenBank genome assembly
AUGAUGCUCUUCGGUUUGCUCCUGCUCAUCGCCAUGCAUCUUCCCGGCGCUCAUGCUCAAGAGGGCUGCCCGGAAGGCUACGGUCGACCUCUCGCCUGUUUCGUCGUCCGAGAUCCGGAGCAGCGGUCGAUCGCGGAUAAUGCCCUCUGCCACUGCCCUGUGGCCCCCGAUGCCGUCUGCGACAACCAUUCGUUCAUCAAGACUGCGAACGAACUGGCAUUGGCGUCGAUGAAGCUGCAUUUUGGAUGUUACGAAGGGACAUGGUGCGAGGAGCAGAAUGCCUUUCCGAGUGAAAUCUUGGCCAAUGCCUCGCUGGCCCGCAUCUGCUACCCGCGUCCGUUGAAGACCUACAUCCUCGGCAAGGGCAGAUACAAGCCGUGGUGCACCGAUCCUCACGGCAAUCAGUUCGAGCCGAAGAAUGUGGCGAGUUGGGGAUGUAUGGUACUGCCGUUCUGCAAACUGGACCAACCGGGAGAAUUCGAUGAACAAAAAUACCUGAGACCUGUAGCUGAAAACGGAGAUCUGCUGAACUGCAUGGAUAUUUGCCCAAGAAACGAGAAUGGCCGUGGAUUGACGGACAAACCGGAUUGUCGACCCAUCCCUAGCAAUCCGGAAAACGACUAUUUCGGUGUCCUCAGCAUUACGGAAAAGAUGGAUUGGUGUGACGCGGAGAAGUCGACUCACAAAGACCCGUGGUCACUCAACCCACCGUGCAAUCCGAUUCCGCAGUGUCGAGGAAAUGUCGAAGGACGUGCUCCGGAUGCGAGGGAUUGGCGCAAGAAUCUGCUCUACUACCAGAAAAAUGUCGACGGGGUCCCAUGCGUCGUCUACAAGCAGUGCAGUGCUUUGACGGAAGAGGAGAGGGCAAAGUACCAUUGCGUCGGCUCGACCAUGACAACGAGCACGACAAAAGCCUCGACGAGGACAACGGCAAAGACGACUGCAAAGACAACGACCGAGAAACCGAAUGACGGGCUGGGGGAUGAGGUCAUUUUGAUUGCAGCCUUGGGUGGCGGCCUCUGCGUGUUCAUCAUCGUGAUCAUCAUCGUGUUGUGCUGCUGUCUGAAGAAGAAGGACAAGGGCCCGAAGGGAAAGAAGCCGAUCGUCGAUGACAUGAUGAACGUCGGCGCUGGCUCGGCGGUCGUCGACCUCGACGUGGCGCCGAUCAGCAACACCGAGGAGGGAGCAACGGAUGCUAGCGAAAGCACUGGCGCAAAGUGUAAUUGCUCUGCGAUAUUU